GUAUAUAGAAGAGAAGUAGAAGAAAACGGAAUUGUUCUGGAUCCUUUGAAAGCUACCCAUGCAGUGAAAGGUGUUACAGGACAUGAGGUCUGCAAUUACUUCUGGAAUGUUGAUGUUCGCAAUGAUUGGGAAACAACUAUAGAAAACUUUCAUGUGGUGGAAACAUUAGCUGAUAAUGCAAUCAUCAUUUAUCAAACGCACAAGAGAGUGUGGCCUGCUUCUCAGCGAGAUGUAUUAUAUCUUUCUGCCAUUCGAAAGAUCCCAGCCUUGACUGAAAAUGACCCUGAAACCUGGAUAGUGUGUAAUUUUUCUGUGGAUCAUGACAGUGCUCCUCUGAACAAUCGAUGUGUCCGUGCCAAGAUAAAUAUUGCUAUGAUUUGUCAGACCUUGGUAAGCCCACCAGAGGGGAACCAGGAGAUCAGCAGGGACAAUAUCCUAUGCAAGAUUACAUAUGUAGCUAAUGUGAACCCUGGAGGAUGGGCACCAGCCUCAGUGUUAAGGGCAGUGGCAAAGCGAGAGUAUCCAAAGUUUCUAAAACGUUUUACUUCUUACGUCCAAGAAAAAACUGCGGGAAAACCCAUUUUGUUCUAGUAUUAACAGUGACUGAAGCAAGGCUGUGUGACAUUCCAUGUUGGAGGAAAAAAUAAAAAACAAAAUUGAAUGCUCUAAGCUGGAACAUAGGAUCUAUAGCCUUGUCUGUGGCCCAACACCCUGGCCUUGUGUACAAAAAUGAAGAAAGACUGCAAUGGCAAAGGUGAACAUCUAACACUAGCUGUCUCCUGUUAGAUAUCCUCGCUCAGCAUAUAACUAUAAAUACAUGUAAAAUUACAUGUAUAUGGCUAUAUUUUUAUUUGCUUGCUCCUAGAAGAGAAAAAAAUCAACUUUGAAUCACAGUUAGGAAUUGAUGCUUUAAUUUUUGGAAACUUUUUCAGAAUUUUUAAUUUACUAUGGUCCGGCCUAAGAUCCUCAUUUGUAUCAGGUUUUGUGCACAAAAGAAAAGCACAAAAGUUGAAUGCACGUGGGGCAUGUGUUUUCUGUGCACCACAUACCUGGAUGGGGCUCUUUUUUCAGGCCUAUGGUUAAAUCUGUGUUCAGAAUUUUUUGACUUUUUUGCUUUGUAUAAUCAUAGAAUUCAUUGCUGCUGAUUUCUAUAAUGAUUCAUGUUGUUACCUAGUGUCUCUUAAUAACUGAGGGCUGUCAGUAACCUGUGAUUUUGCCUUUUCUAUAGUCUUACUCCUAUGAAGAACCUUGGUUCUGAUGGAGAAAGAGUGAAAGGCUUUAUUUUUUCCCCCAGGUAUCUUUCUAUUUCUAUUGUAUUUUUAGUUGUGUACUGUGUGCUACAGAUUUUUUUCAGUUUGUUUACAAACACAAUUUGGUAAUUCCUCAAUUGGUUCUGCCUGCCUCCAAACAGAAACAUACAACUGCUGUGGGUAUAAACUACUUUCUGGUACAAUAGUAAGGAUAAAACAAGCUCAUGUUUUCUUGAAAUUUGUUAGAAGAUACACGGUAUUUCUCAUUAAGGUAAAUCAGGCUGUCUGGGGUUGACAUUUGAUUCAGUGUCUCUGGUAUUCGUAACAGGCAUGUUAGCUCUUCUAAUUUGGGUCCAUUUAAAGGCUUUGUUGCAAGAUGUGCAUAGAAAACGUGAGCAGUGCUCCUCUUUGCCUCUUGCUCAGAAUUUUCAGCAAAGCAGUAAAGGAUUCCAUGUGAUUCAAACUGAAAUUCUUCCCUUAGUUGCUGUAAGAACUUAAAUGUAAAAUACCUUCUUUAGUUUUAGGCCUCUGAAAAACCUUGAAGCAUGGAGUUGAGGCAAGGAAUGGGACUCACUGAAGUAGAAAUGACUGCCCACUUCAAAAUCUUCAUUGUGUUUAUACACAAAUGUGCUUACAUAUGUCAGAGGCAUUUUUAGAUGCUUUGCUGACUUGUUCAUCUCUGUAGAAACACAGAAAUCAGACCCAUUUUGUAAAGCAGAAAGUCAUGUCACUUGGAACAUGUCCUGUAUAUAUUUCAUACAUGGUAAUGGAGUCUUAAUGAUGAAUGCAAGGUGAUAAUUUAAUGAUGGGAUUAGUCUGAUCACUUAAUAUGCACAAUCCUGGAAGUGAAUUACUUGCAUCAGAUAUAGUGGUAUUUAUUAUUCUGUACAGAGAGAAAUAAUACAUAUAAAACAUAUGCUUAUAUUACAUGCACGCAGAUUUCAUGCUCCAUAAAUCUUUUCUAUUUUUUAAUUUACCUUUCUCUAAAUGAUGUGCAUGGAAUAUGCCUUAUUACAGAAAAACGCUGUUCAUAAUUUGACUGUGUGGAAAAGUGCCUAUAUGGUGGUAAUGCUAGUAAGGCAAAUAAGACAAAUUAUCAUAUGAGUUUACUACAUCACCAGUUAACAUUUUAUAUUGUGAUGUUUAAAAAAGAAAAGUUUAUACCUCAAAUGUGUAUUUUAUUUUACAAUCAGCUGUGGGUUUGGGAUGGGAUAUGGGAGGGUUGGGGGGGAGGGUUUAUUCACCAUAGCCGCUGAUGGGAAUCUUCAAAAAAAUUCUCUAUGCCCACUAUAAAUGUUUCUCUGUUUGCCAUGUCUGGUAACUAUCAUGAACACGGACAAGUAACUUUUUCAUAACUAAAUUGGAUAGCUUCAUUUUACAAAGGUAUGGAAAGCUUACAAAGCAGUGUCUAAAUCUAAUUACCUUUAGUUGCAUUUGCACUAAAUGUUAAUGAUACACUUUUGCAAUUCUGUAAAUGAAAUGAUUACACUAAAAAUACUUGUAUUAAAAAAAGAAAAAGACAUGUUUACCUUUAGAUAACUCUACAGGUACUUCACUAGAGUUUAAUCCCAUCCGAUCAGAUUUAGAAAUCAGUUGGGGAAUACGAAAAGAGUUUUAAAGAGGUCAAAAUUUGGAGAGGUACUAGCCGUUCUAAAAAAUAUUCAGACCCUCUAGGAUUAUAUCUGUAUGACUAAUUCCUAGUCAUUGUCUGAAUGGACAUGAUGUUUUCCCAAACACAGUAAUUUCUUCUCUUCCCCAAACAAAACAAAAUACCCUUUUACUCUCUUUUCUACUCACUCUUUUGUACUGUGAUAGAAACUUGAAAAAUAUUGGUAAUGAUGGGUUUGUCCCUGAGUGCCCACUGUACAGGACAAGAGAGCACAGUGUUUUGCUUGGAAAUGAGGACUCCUAAUUUUGAUCACAGCAGCUCUUGGUUUGGGAUCGCCACAAAGACAGCCAGACUAAGGAGGGGAUGGCUGGGAGAGAGGCGUAAGAAUACAAAAUAAGGGAAAGGAGCAACAGGUUUUCCACUUGUUCAGUUUCAUUGGCUAAUUUGUACACCUGUACAAACAUCAGUGUCAGCUGCUAUUAAAAUUUUAGUUGGGCUGAGCUGGUUCUCUUGUGAAAUUGUGCUGGUUAUCUUUAAGCUUAUCAGUUGUUUGUCCAAUUAAACACUUUCACCAGUAUUUAGUCCAAGUUGUACAGACAGUGUAUUUGGAAUACUGUCAUUGUUCAUCUACAAACUCAAAACAUAAUCAUUUUAAAGUACCUUGGGAGUGUGUAGAGUAUAACUAUUCUAUAAUAGCUUUAUGAUCCUGAUGAUGUUUUUAAAAAAUAAUAAAGUUGGAUCUUCCAUGUUACAAUCACAAAAUUAAAACCAGUAUUUAAAAGUGGAAAAGUAUUAAAAUAUUAUGGACAAA
Leptonychotes weddellii (Weddell seal) is the source of this 3670-nucleotide messenger RNA. The record is from RefSeq and is a predicted model, not a curated record. NCBI's taxonomy places the organism in Eukaryota, Metazoa, Chordata, Mammalia, Carnivora, Phocidae.